AUGAUACAUUUGCUCUCCCUCGCGAUCUCUCGCGAGUUGAAGGGGCGGACCCGCACCGCCACCUUCACAGACGACAUGGCGGCUGUUUAUUUAACCGUCUGCGCCUUACAGCAUCGGUACUUGUGCCGAUAUAUGCCUGGAACAACAGUUUAUAUGAGAACUGGAUUUUACAUGGCACUGCAACCCACAUCUAACACCGCCUGCAAACACAAGAUCGAAGGGGCAGCCAUAAAACGUCGUCGCAGAGAUGACUCAUCACGCAGUGGCGCCACCUACCCUGGAACCUCUGCUGCAAAGGUGAAAACUUACCCUGGUCUCGCGGACGAGGGUGUGGAGUUGAUGCGUUGUUUUCUAACGUUUAGAGCGUGGUGCUCAGGUCAAGUCGCAGUUGAGGCCGGCAUAGCGUCGCCGUCGGGUGCGCGAUGCGACUGCGGGAGGACGGCCAAGGCAUUGGCGGAAUGGUGGCGCGCAUGCGUGCUGCCUUUCCAGGGCCUUCGAUCUAGGGCCGUGGUGCGCGAAAAUGUCACCGCGCAUCCCACACCGCAAAUAACGUUAUAUACAACUUGA
Molecule: messenger RNA, 567 nt
Organism: Pieris macdunnoughi
Lineage: Eukaryota; Metazoa; Arthropoda; Insecta; Lepidoptera; Pieridae
Source: the annotation of a GenBank genome assembly